This is a messenger RNA of Vigna radiata var. radiata (mung bean), 5051 nucleotides long. RefSeq names its product protein HUA2-LIKE 3. Gene Ontology annotation, biological process: regulation of transcription by RNA polymerase II. Gene Ontology annotation, molecular function: transcription coregulator activity; double-stranded DNA binding. Bases 346 to 4521 code for a protein of 1391 amino acids. Gene Ontology annotation, cellular component: nucleus. Lineage: Eukaryota; Viridiplantae; Streptophyta; Magnoliopsida; Fabales; Fabaceae. The record is from RefSeq and is a predicted model, not a curated record. The transcript is spliced from 12 exons.
UCAGCACGGAGCGCACGUUAGCCCACUUCACCCUUGCAAGAAGCCCAUACUCCGUGUCUUGCUUCCACCUAACCAACUCAUAUCUCUGAAAAAAAAACUCUACUUGCGUCCCCAAAAUCCCCUUCUAUCUCCCUCUCUUUCUCUCUCAAUUAGGGUUUGCGUUUUCACACUCUUUCCAACACCCUCCCUCUCCCUCUGCUCCACCCCAAAUCCCUUGCGUUUCAAUGCCUGCCAAAUCCGUCACUGAAUAUCAAACACUGCCUAACCAUUCCAUUAUCGACUGUAUUCGGUGCUCGAUUCAGUUCAUAUCACUUCUUCCCCUCAUUUGACUGUAGGCUUCCUACCAUGGCGCCUAGCCGCAGAAAGGGCGUCAGUAAGGCGGCGGCGGCGGCUGCCGCCUGCCGGCAGUGGAAAGUGGGCGAUCUUGUGCUCGCCAAAGUCAAGGGCUUCCCUGCAUGGCCUGCCACGGUAAGUGAGCCAGAGAAGUGGGGUUACUCUACUGAUUGGAAGAAGGUGCUUGUUUACUUCUUUGGAACGCAACAAAUAGCAUUCUGCAAUCCUUCUGAUGUAGAAGCAUUUACUGAGGAGAAAAAACAGUCUCUUCUUGGAAAACGUCAUGGAAAAGGUGCUGAUUUUGGUCGUGCUGUUCAGGAGAUAAUUGACAGUUUUGAGAAAUCAAAAAAAGAAUCUCAGAUUGAUGAAACUGGCCUUGUUGGCGAUGUUGCUAAUGCAGAUAUUUCAAAUCCUGUUAACUUAUCUGCCAAGGAUCAGACAGAUACCCCCGAGUUGACUUACACAUUACCUAAGAAUUCUUCAGAUUCUAUUACCAACAAACAUGAAGAGGUAGUAUGUGCAGCAGAGGAUGAGUCAGCUGCUGUAUAUAGAGAUGAAUCUGAUAAUAAGGAGGCAAUGUUGGGGGAGCCUACUGAUAAGGUUGCUGUGGUAAAAUCUCCUAAGCCAGUUACUUAUUCUACUCGAAAAAGGUCUGUGACUGACUUAUGCCUGCAGGGUAGCGUAAUAGAGAAACAUACCUCAGUAAGAAGGUUUAGAAAUCCAUUGCGUGCCCAAAACUUUGUGUUGCAUUAUAAUGACGGUGCACAGGGUGCUGGUGACCCAUCAACUACUGCAGCCCAGACUGCAUGUACACGAAGGAAUAAAUGUGUUAGGAAGUCUCCUGAUCUUUCUGGAUGUGAUGAUUUUGAGUCAUCUGCUUUUGUCUCGACUGGUAGCAUGGAGGACAACAGUUCUGAAAUUAUAACAACUGAUUCUGAUACAUUUAGUUUGAAUGAGGGCAGUACAAUAGAUUCAAAUUUUAAACUUGAACUCUCGGAACCUGUUGAAUGUUCAGAAGUUGAGUUGAGCAAAGGGCUUGGUCUGAAAAUAAGACCUGUAGUCAAUAAGAAAAAAAGAAAACCCAAUAGGAAAAGGGCAAUUAAUGAUGCGUCUAAGCCAACCUGUAGGACAGAGGAGGAGGCUGGUUUGCAGAAUGCCAGUCAAAGUUCACAGAAUAUUUGUGAAAAUUCAAAAGAAAGAUGCUUUGAACAAGAUGGGGAUGAGCACUUGCCCCUUGUCAAACGAGCAAGAGUCAGGAUGGGUAAAUCAUCGGUGGAGGCAGAACGUCAUAGCACUCUCCAAUCUCAAGAAAACUACUGUAAAGAAGAUACUAUUACUAACUCAGCACAUCAGAUUAUCACAUCUUCAAAUUGUGAGAAUGGUAGCCCUGCUGAUGGAGACUCAUAUGUACUGAAUGGAGCUCUGGAUAAUGUUUCUCCAAAAUUCUCAGUUCCGUGUUCCAAUACUCAGAUAUGUAAUACUAAGAAAGAUCAAACAUUCAGCUCUGUGGAUGGUGAAGCUGCUUUACCUCCAUCUAAACGCCUCCAUCGAGCUUUAGAAGCCAUGUCGGCUAAUGCUGCUGAGCUAGGCCAAGCUCAUAUGGAAGCUUCAUCAUCCACCAUAAUGACAGCAAGUGGUAUGUGCUGUAUAUCUGCUGUGAAGAGAUGUCCGAGUAUUACCAUUAAUAAUCAAGAAUGUAAUGAUUUUGGGCUGCAAAAGUUGGAUACUUUCAACAUUGAUUCGUCUCAUAUCAAUGUGAAUUCAACCAAUUCAAAUCCAAUGAUUUUAUCUGAGAAUAAAUCACCUCUUCAAGUGGGUAAGCAACAGCAUGAAACCAGCAAUGAUAUUCUCCCAGGUGCCACCAUUCAAGCUGUUGAAGAGCUUAGUGAUCAUAUGGUUUGCCAUGAAGCUGAUUUAAAAAUUCAGUCAAAUGGAGAAAAUUGUCCUAUUGUUGAUACAAAAUGCUGUGAUGAAGAAAGCAUUCAAUAUUCACCAGAUCCAUCAUUGCUUCAGAACAAUGAAGACCACAUUAGAACUUUGAGUCAUUCAAAUUCAGCAUCUGAUGCAUCAGGGCAAAAUGGAAUAAGCCUUGACCCUGUGAUGGGUGUGAAUGAAAAUGCUGCUUUAUUGCCUCAUAAUGUUGAUAUGGCUCGGAAUGAGGUUGCUGUACGUGAGGAUACAGAAUGCUUCAAGCCAGCAGUUGAUGAUAUUGGCACAGCAAAUGAUAUGCACGAGGUUGUGAAAGAGGUAAAAUGUCAAGUUCCACAGGAGGAUAUGAAUUCUGUCUCAACAUCUGAUGACUGUCUGGGUGACAAGGGUAUUUCAGACAUUCGGUCAAGUCCAUCCUUGACAGAUGGGGGUGAUUGCAUUCCGCAAGGAUCUCCUCCAACUACUUCUGUUUGCAAUGUUUCUACAUCAGACAGUAGUAAUAUUCUCCACAAUGGAAGUUGUAGCCCUGAUGUACAUUUACACCAGAAGCAAACUUUAUCUGGUCCUUUUGAUGGAUGUAAAGAUGGGUAUGUUGCAACUCAACAGUCAAGAUGUAUAGGGAAGUCAACUGAAGCAGGACGAGCUGCUUUGUUGUACUUUGAAGCAAUGCUUGGGACAUUGACAAGGACAAAGGAAAGUAUUGGUCGAGCAACACGCAUAGCUAUUGACUGUGCAAAGUUUGGUAUUGCAGAUAAGGUGAUGGAUAUUCUUGCUCAUUGUCUGGAAAUGGAGUCUAGCAUGCAUCGGAGGGUGGAUUUAUUUUUUCUUGUUGACUCAAUUGCACAGUUUUCUCGUGGCUUAAAAGGUGAUUUUUGUGGGGUAUAUUCGUCUGCCAUCCAUGCAGUCCUUCCACGACUAUUAUCUGCUGCUGCUCCUCCUGGAAAUACUGCACAAGAGAACCGUAGGCAGUGUCUCAAGGUUUUAAGGCUGUGGUUGGAGAGAAAAAUCCUACCAGUGCAUGUAAUUCGCCGUCAUAUCCGGGAACUAUCUUUAUACAGCAAUUCAGCUGCUGCUGGUGUGUUUUUGCGUCGAUCGAUGAGAACAGAGAGGGCAUUGGAUGACCCUGUUAGAGAAAUGGAGGGCAUGCUUGAUGAAUAUGGAAGCAACUCAACUUUUCAGCUGCCUGGAUUCUGCAUGCCCCGGAUGCUUAAAGAUGAAGAUGAGGGUGAAUGGAGUGAUUCUGAUGGUGGGAACUUUGAGGCUGUCACGCCAGAGCAUACUUCUGAAGUACAAGAAAUGAGUUCUGCAAUUGAAAAACACAGGCAUAUCUUGGAAGAUGUUGAUGGUGAACUUGAAAUGGAAGAUGUAGCUCCCUCAAAUGAAGUUGAAAUCAAUUCGACUUCUGAUGUUGGUGGAGAAACUGCAAAGCAGUUUGAGAAGAAUCUGGCCCCGCCCUUUGCUCCUCUACCACAGGAUGUGCCUUCAUCUUCCCCACCACCACUACCACCGUCAUUCCUUCCUCCACCUCCUCCUCCACCCCCACCCCCACCCCCAGUUCUACACCACAUGCCAUCUACCUCUGAUCCAUAUAACACCGUAGUUAAUUCAGAAGGCUAUACUGUUUCACAGACUCUUAAAGACAACCCACUUCCCUCUGUGGUUCAGCCCAUGGCUGCCCCUAGGCAUAACCAACCUAUCAAUGAUGCAGUGCACAAUCGAGUCCCUGAAUACAGAGACAUGCACAUGCCAGAAUCUAAUUGUUCUUUCAACCGUUUUCCUGUACCUCCUCCAGACAAUUAUGGACAUACUGAUGGUGUUGCUAUGCGUAAUAAGGGGUAUUCUAUUCGGCCACCUCAACAUGUGCCGUCCAAUCAGUUUUCUUUUGUUAAUGGGGAGCGGCAUGUGGAACAUCGAAGGGAGGUUCCACCACCCCCUCCUUAUUCCAGUAGGCAGCACUUUAUGCAGAACAUGGAGAGAGAGAACUUCUAUAAUAAUAAUCAUGAGAGAAUAAGACCACCUCCUUAUGAUUACCAUGAGAGAUGGAAUAUUCCUAUGCCUUUUCCCGGUCCUCGAUAUCAGGAAAAAGGUGUGCCUGCUCCUUAUGGUUGUCAUCCGUGUGAAUCUACCAGAAUACCAGAUCAUGGGUGGAGAUUUCCUCCUCGCUCUAUGAAUCAGAGGAACUCCAUGUCCUAUAGACCACCAUUUGAAGACGCAAUUCCAGUUUCAAACAGAGGUCCAAGCUUUUGGCAGCCUAGGUGAUCAGAAUCUAGAAACCACGGCUGGAAACGGUGGUUUUCCAUUGUGUACAUGCAUGAAAAUCCUUGGAGGGGUUUCGGGGGAAUCUGCACAGGACAUAUGGAUGAUCUGCUAGGUUUUGUACAUAUGUAUUUUAGCCUCCUGUUCUGCAGAAUGCAGGGCAGGGCAGAAUGAGUGAAAGUGUAGAGUUGUUGGAGAGGGGUAACCUAUUUAGGUUCUCAUGUGUCAAAUUUUUUUCUCCAAAUUUUAUAACUUAUUUCAUGGGGAAACCCUUACAGAAGUUAGAUCAAUAUAUAUUUAUAUAUAUAUAUAUGUAAUACAUACAUACAAUUUUCAGGGUCGUUUUUUGGAACUGUACUUCCCUUACUAUAUUGAAAUUGUUCCUCUUUGAUGCGUGGUUUCCCCUACCAAGUGUUACGAUCUUAUCUUAGUGGCCGCCAACUUCAAAGUGGUCGUUUGGGCCACUUGGCUUAUUCAAGAACAGUGCCAUCAUUGACUAUCAUCAACUCAAGAUUUCAAAAUUUUCAAUUAAA